AUGUCUCGUGGACAAAAGCGCCCCAGGGUCCGGUCUCGUGGCCGGAUCGGUCGCUCAAUCGCGUGCGUGAUACUAGGACGCCUCGCGUCUUCAUCCCUUCCGCCGCCUCUUACAGACGCGUUCCGACGUUACCGCCAUUGGUAGUCAGUCUCCCGCGGGCGACCGCGAUGAGCGCUCUGAGCGUUCGCUUUCACCUCCUUCCGACUCGCAACGUUCUUCGCGCUCAAACAGCCCGGACCGGGAUGACGAGUUCGUGGGUGACGUAGCUUUGCAACUGGCCUCGCGCAACACCGUGGUGACCACGACGCGGGGCUGACCUUGUCUGGGCGGUUCAACAGGAGUCACCUUUAUCUCAAGCGCCCAAGCGCCCGCGUGUCCGCUGUAAACGCGACGACGACGAAGGAGAAGAAGACGUUCGAGGCGGCCUUGCGGUCCGUGGCCUGCCGACGACCAAUAAGUUUGUGUUAAUCUCGACGGUGAGUCCUGUCCCCCUCCCCCCGCCUCGUUUCUUUUCUCCUCUGCCAUCCACCGUCCAAUGCCCCGCCUCAAACCCGCUCACACGUGCACUCCAUUGCGGCCCUUUAGCGCUGACAUUGACAUUUCCCCGCGGCAGGACUUGCGCCACUCAGCCAUGAUCGACGACCCAUUGCGCAUCGUCCUCGGAGCCUUCAUGGCCGGCAUGUUCGCAAGGUCGGCUGGAGAAGAUGCCGGCUCGGGUAGUAUGUCGAGCGAAGAAAAAGCCAAGCUAGGGGGGAGGCGCAGUCAAGCAGAUCGUUCUGGGCUGGGUCCGGUCCGGUCGGAGCUGAGCAGGUGCGAUGCGAGGUGGCACACAGACGGACAUGCGCCCCAUGUUUACUCCGCGAUAGACCACGACUCACGGUAA
This is a messenger RNA of Microbotryum saponariae, 883 nucleotides long. Lineage: Eukaryota; Fungi; Basidiomycota; Microbotryomycetes; Microbotryales; Microbotryaceae. The record is from the annotation of a GenBank genome assembly.